Coregonus sp. 'balchen' is the source of this 2864-nucleotide messenger RNA. The record is from the annotation of a GenBank genome assembly. NCBI's taxonomy places the organism in Eukaryota, Metazoa, Chordata, Actinopteri, Salmoniformes, Salmonidae.
AUGGGUUUCAGGCAAGUAUAUGCAGGGCUUCUGUUGGUUGUGGCCUUUAGCUGUGUUAGUGAUGCUUGGGACUCCAGGCGGAUAUCAGGAUUUCUGCAUGAUGAAGUCCCAGCCAGGUUUGACGCUCAGAAGCCAGUGCAAGAAGAGCCUGUAAGACAGGACCUUAGCAAGGCUGUUGAAGAGCCUGAGAGCUCACAGACAUUUGCGACGUCUCUGACUUGGACCUAUGCUGAAGUUGAAAAGCCUGAGCACAAGCCCACUGUGUUUGAGUGGCCGCAGCAGGUGGUGGCCAACAGGGUGGUGGUUCGGUGUGGGGAGAGUGUGGUCCGUGUGGAGGUGAAGCAGGACCUACUUGGCCGGCUCAUCCAGCCAGAGCGUAUCACUCUAGGAGGCUGUGCUGCCACUGAGGAGGAUGUUGAAGCUCAUGUGCUCACCUUUGAAUCAGCGCUGGAUGGCUGUGGCAGUGAGCUGACGGUAUGUCACUUCUGCUGUUCAACUUCCUGAAGAAUGGGAAUCGUUAUUCUUGUCUGAGACAUAAUUUGUGAUCCUGUUCCUAGAUGACAGAGGAUGUGCUGAUCUACACCUUCACUCUUGUCCAUGAGCCAAAACCUCUUGCUAACACUUCUAUAGUGAAGACCAGUGCAGCUAUGGUUGAUAUUGAGUGCCACUACUUGAGGUAACUAUUGUUGCCAUUCUUCACUUUGACAACACCUAUAAUUCUGAGGUUUGAGUAAUGCCAUAUUCCAUGUUUUUUUUUUCUAGGAAUCACGAUGUGAGCAGCAAUGCCCUGAAGCCGACCUGGAUCCCCUACACCUCCAACAUGGUGGCAGAGGAGCUCCUCUACUUCUCCCUGAGGUUAAUGACUGGUGGGUAAACCUGACUGGAAGCCUCUUCCUCUGUGUAAACCACCACUAACAUGCUACUCGUCUUUCCAGCUGACUGGCAGUUUGAGAGGCCCUCCAACCAUUACUAUCUUGGUGACAUCAUCAACAUGGAAGCUUCGGUCAUGCCCUACCACCACGUUCCCCUCCGUAUCUUUGUGGACUUCUGUGUCGCCACCUUGGCGCCUGAUGUCAACACUGUCCCUAGAUACUCUUUCAUUGAGAACCAUGGGUGAGUUUAUUUAUAUUACCUUAAAUGUGACCCCUGAAGCCUAACGUUGACCCUUGGUCUCCUCAGAUGUCUGGUUGAUGCCAAGCUGACUGGCUCCAGCUCCCAGUUCCUGUCCAGAUCCAAGGAUGACAAGAUCCAGUUUCAGCUGGAGUCCUUCAGGUUCCAACCACAGAAUGAUUCCCAACAGCUCUACAUAACAUGUCAUCUGAAAGCAACUGCAGCCUCUUCCCCCAUUGAUGCUGAGAACAAGGCCUGCUCCUUCACAGAUGGGUAUGUAUAAACUAAGUUCAGAUCAAAUAAUUGUAUUUGUCACAUACACGUGUUUAGCAGUUGUUAUUGCGGAUGUAGCGAAAUGCUUGUGCUUCUAGCUCCGACAGUGCAGUAAUAUCUAACAAUUUCACAACAUAUACAUACAUCUAGUAAGGAAUGGAAUAUAUACAUAUAUGGACAAGCAGUGGCAUGGACUAAGAUAUAGAAUCCAGUAUAUACAUAUGAGAUGAGUAGUGCAGGAUAUGUAAACAUUAAAGUGGCCAGUGAUUUCAAUAGGCAGCAGCCUCUAAGGUGCUAGUGAUGGCUAUUUAACAGUCAUGAUGGCCUUGAGAUAGAAGCUGUUUUUCAGCCUCUCGGUCCCAGCUUUGAUGCACCUGUACUGACCUCGCCUUCUGGAUGAUAGCGGGGUGAACAGGCAGUCGCUUGGGUGGUUGUCCUUGAUCUUUUUGGCCUUCCUGUGACAUCGGGUGCUGUGUCUUGGAGGGCGGGUAGUUUGCCCCGGUAAUGCGUUCGGCAGACCGCACCACCCUCUGGAGAGCCCUGUGGUUGCAGGCGGUGCAGUUGCCGUACCAGGCGGUGAUACAGCCCGACAGGAUGCUCAAUUGUGCAGCUGUAAAAGUUUGUGGGAUUUAGGUGCCAAACCAAAUUACUUCAGCCUCCUGAGGUUGAAGAGGGGCUAUUGCGCCUUCACCACACUAUCUGUGUGGGUGGACCACUUCAGUUUGUCAGUGACGUGUACGCCAAGGAACUUGAAGCGUUCCACCUUCUCCACUGCGGUCCUGUGGAUGGGGGGGUGCACCCUCUGCUGUUUCUUGAAGUCCACGAUCAUCUCCUUUGUUGACGUUGAGUGAGCGGUUAUUUUCCUGGCACCGCACUCCCAGAGCCCUCACCACCUCCCUGUAGGCGGUCUUGUCAUUGUUGGUAAUCAAGCCUACUACUGUUGUGUUGUCUGCAAACUUGAUUGAGUUGGAGGCGUGCUUGGCCACGCAGUCAUAGGUGAACAGGGAGUACAGGAGGGGGCUGAGCACGCACCCUUGUGGGGCCCCAGUGUUGAGGAUCAGCGAAGUGGAGAUGUUUCCUACCUUCACCACCUAGGGGUGGCCUGUCAGGAACUCCAGGACCCAGUUGCACAGGGCAGGGCUCAGACCCAGGGCCUCUAGUUUAAUGGUGAGCUUGGAGGGUACUGUGGUGUUGAAUGCUGAGGUGUGGGUAUAUUACCUUCAUUACAUGCUGCUAUAUAAACAAACCAUAUUUAUCUGUAGGUGGAAGGCUGCAGGUGGGGAUGACCAGGUUUGUGGCUGCUGUGACUCCAGCUGUGCUGUGAGCAAGGCUAAUGAUCUGGACAGUGAUUCAGGUAGGUGUAAAAGCCAGAGCUUUAUCUUAUCGCGCUGUUUUAGCCCGUCACUUGUAAUGUGUGUGUUCUACUCUCCUCAGAUUUUCAGUGGGAAGGCGACGCUACCCUGGGCCCUGUAAUUGUCUAA